GUUUGAUGACGUACACACACUGCGCGGGUUCAUGUAGUUUGCAUCUCCGCUAGCAGCCGCGCAGAGGAGCUGGCGGCCGUCCACGUCGUAUACGGACCCAAUUAUACUCAACGUUCCUUUAAUCAACUUGUGCGCACUCCGACAAUGAAACGCCAGGAGUCUACAAGAAGAAAUAAGACUUCUAAGUGUCAUACAGUAGAUUUCCUCGUGUCAAUCUGAGCUGUGCUCCGUCUGGCUUGUCGUGCGAGGGGAGACAUGUUUUUGCUAAUAUGCCAGACGGUUAUUUAAAUUGUUUAACAACAGCCACCAACGUACCACGGAGUUAGUACGCGCUCAAAGGAGACCGCAGUUGAACUGCUGGCACAUUUUCAUUCAAUUUGGACAAUAUCGUCAAGUUUUGAUGACAAUAAUAACCAUGUAAAGUGUGGACGCCUCUGCUAGCAACGUCGGUUUACAUCAAUGGGGACUAUGGCCGUCCAUGCAGUUCUCCUCCAUGUUGUGCUUAGUUUACUGCUUUAGACUUUUGAGAUAGACGUUAUGGUAGACGAGGAGGAAUUACUCAGGGCAGAGGAGCUUAGCAAUGGCCAUUUUGUUCCUCCAGCGAAUGUGUGCGGGCUGUCUGUCCUGUCCUGUCUGCUGCUGGCCUCCUCCUACGUCGGGAGUUUGUACGUGUGGAGGAGUGACCUGCCAAGGGAUCACCCCGCUGUUAUAAAACGACGCUUCACCAGCGUGUUGAUUAUAUCAGGCCUGUCACCUCUCUUUGUGUGGAUAUGGAAGGAAUUGACAGGAAUCCGGAUGGUGUCACCACUACUGGUGGUCAUGGGGUUCCGCUUUGAAGGGCUCAUCCCUGCCAUUGUCUUGCCUUUGGUGCUCACCAUGAUCCUGUUCCUUGGCCCCCUGACCCAGUUGGCAAUGGAUUGUCCUUGGACAUUAAUGGAUGGUAUCCGGAUAGCAUUUGACCCAUGGUUCUGGACGUUGUGUUUCAGCGACAUGCGCUGGUUAAGGAAUCAGGUGGUGGCGCCUUUAACAGAAGAGCUGGUGUUCAGGGCUUGUAUGCUGCCAAUGUUGGUGCCCUGCGCCGGCCCUUCAACCGCCAUAUUUACCUGUCCGCUCUUUUUUGGCAUGGCGCACUUUCACCACGUGAUUGAGUCUUUGCGCUUCAGAAGGGGCUCGUUGUCAGGGAUCUUCUUCUCAGCGGCGUUCCAGUUCUCAUAUGCGGCAGUGUUUGGUGCCUACGCAGCCUUCAUCUUUGUGAGAACAGGUCACCUGGUGGGCCCAGUUCUCUGCCACUCCUUCUGUAACUACAUGGGCUUCCCGGCCAUCAGUUCGGCCCUUGAGCACCCUCAUCGCCUUACUGUCCUUUCCUCUUACUUGCUGGGAGUCCUUCUCUUUCUCCUACUCCUCUUCCCCCUCACUGACCCUUCCUAUUAUGGCCUGCCCACGCCAGUGUGCGCCCUGGCUGCUUCUUCUAGCUCCCUGUGCCUCCCCUGAUCCAGGUCUCACCCCUUACUCUCUUUCUUUUUUUGCGUCUUUCACAUUCCACUGACAAACGCUUAGGGAGGUUGACGUUGGAGAGCUCUGGUGGUUAGCUUUGGCCCGAUGGUGCUUGAUAGUGGUCAUCAGGGUGUCAGGUCUACUGGUCAGUGGAAUGCUUGCAGGCUCAUGUUACAGGGGAAAGACACAGUAUUUAUUAUUGAAGCUGUUAUUUCAACUAGAUUUUUUGCAGCGUUUGCUGCAGUUGUUCAUCUUUAAAUCGACAUGGACCAUUCCAGGACUAUUUAAAUUUGUAGGAAUAGUUUUUCUCCUUUUGAAUCAAUUCUUUGACAUUAUACUUUAUGGUUUUCAGGGUAGACAUAGUAGUCACAUUUUCGUUCACAAAAAAGGCAGCAAGAACUUUAAAAUGCAAACACACUAUAAGCUAAACUGGAACUGUGAAGAAAACGUUGACUGCUUCAGCAAUAUCGAUCUUUUUAUUUGAUUGACGCGUGCUUGUGGGUCACAGUUUGUACACACUAGAGGGCGUCAGAGAGCCAUAUUGCUGCUUCUGUAUGACUUGUCAUAUUUACUCAAAGCCAUGCACUACAAUUUGAACCCAAAUGAAAACCAAUUGAAUCAACACUUGUUUAAUAUGUGGAGCCUGUUCCCAUGUCUUUCUCACAAUGGAUCCACAGACAAUCUUGCGCUAAAUGUGACUAGUUAAAUAUAGUCAUUAAAAUAAAUGACAACGCAGCAGGAGCAAGUGUAUGACUGCAACAAGUGUAUAAGGACAGUACAGUUGUGUGACCAUUGACAAAACAAUUCAAUGGUUCACAAACUUUUAAGUGCAGUACUUCUGUAUUUUCUCCCCACCUUAGUACACCAUAACCAGAGAAAAGCAGUUUUUGUCAAAACAAAAGUAAAACAUAGAGCCUUAGUAUUGCUGUUUGAUUCAGUAUUGCCCACAACAGUGCUUCGUGUUGUUUGAAACAGCUGGAAAUAAAAAUACGUACACUACAAAAUGUUAGAUGCUUUCAGGUGAAAUUAAACAAUGAAUCUACAAUUCACUAUAAGGUGGACUUAAUUUGACCUUCUUGUAACAUUAAAAUGUCCAAUUGUUGAAUAUUUUAGUAUUUACUGACAACAGGUGAUCACUGAAUCGAUGCCUUUCUUAGCCGUCUGUCUCUAUUGCAACCUGUCGGUGAAACACUAGGCUCAGUGGCCACCUCCUCUGAGAACAUUUUGUUUGACUUAGAAAAUCAGCAGGGGAUCAAAUACACUAAGUACCCCCAGGGUGUACGACACGGAACUAAUCGAUAUGUUUUAACAACAAUGAGGCUCAGCCACUCCCACAACAGCAAAGAUGAUUUAUCUUCAAGUCAGAAGAGACUGCUUCUUUAGCCAAUUCAAUUACUCACUGCUGCCUUCAGAGGCACCUGCCACUGCUAAUGCCCCAUCAGGCCCGCCCCUCCAACCAAGCCAUCCCAAUGUUAUUUAUGCUGACUGUUAUUGAAUCCUUCACAUUUUCCUCUUCGUCCCCGGCUGCCACCAACUUGUACUUUUUCCUCUCACGGGUGUCUUUGCAAACACGAUCAGGGAGACAAGAGUUCUGCCUUUAUCGCUGUAGGAAGAAGACGAAGAUGAAGGCUGUCGUCAAACAGAACACACUCAGCCCACUUCUCCCCAUGCAAAAUAUGCGUGGCGCAGCGCUGACAGACUGCAGUCUAUUUUUGCACAGCACUGUUGUUUUAAUACACCAUAUUUCAGACAACGAGUCAGCUCCCCUUUCUUAUCAACACAGUUUUUUCUAAUCAUUUCUAUUUUGGUGAGCGCGGGGCAAUAUGCAUGUAUUUUACGCUUAACGCGUCACGCCUGUACAUUUUUAGUACACAAAUCUUUUACAAAAUACCUGUGAAUAAAACAUGCAAUUUUAUACACUAA
Nerophis ophidion (straightnose pipefish) is the source of this 3417-nucleotide messenger RNA. RefSeq names its product Ras converting CAAX endopeptidase 1a (gene rce1a). The record is from RefSeq and is a predicted model, not a curated record. The transcript has 8 exons. Gene Ontology annotation, molecular function: metalloendopeptidase activity. Bases 538 to 1491 code for a protein of 317 amino acids. Gene Ontology annotation, biological process: CAAX-box protein processing. Gene Ontology annotation, cellular component: endoplasmic reticulum membrane. Lineage: Eukaryota; Metazoa; Chordata; Actinopteri; Syngnathiformes; Syngnathidae.